AUGCUCUACUCUACACCCUCUGCGAGAGAAUUCCAACAGUAUGCUUUAAGUUUGAGCACAAUCACAUUAAAGCUAAAGCUCAGAUAUUCCGGCACGUCGAGGUCUCUGCAUAUCAAUCAGCAAAAAGCUACUAAUGAGCAAAAAUACUCAUCUGAAACACCCAAGAAAACUAAUGAUGCAAUUCAAAUACAAUUGGAAAGACAAGAUCUCAAUAAGUCUUUUAAUGAACUACUGCCUACGCCUGAACUUUUUAGACUGAAAGAGAACAAGGCGCCGAAAAGAAAAUCCAUUAACUACAAAGCACAGUUAGUAACCAAAGACCUGUUCUCUUCAAGGUCCUCUAAAUGCGAACUCAAACGUAAAAUCAGAAAGCAACCAACAGCAUCCUCGUCGAAGAUUCUAGUGGAAAACUGCUCAGACAAUAACACGCCAAAAAGUGAAUCUUGGUACUGUUGA
Messenger RNA from Acanthoscelides obtectus, 456 nucleotides. Lineage: Eukaryota; Metazoa; Arthropoda; Insecta; Coleoptera; Chrysomelidae. The record is from the annotation of a GenBank genome assembly.